Molecule: messenger RNA, 2050 nt
Organism: Olea europaea var. sylvestris
Lineage: Eukaryota; Viridiplantae; Streptophyta; Magnoliopsida; Lamiales; Oleaceae
Product: probable apyrase 6
Exons: 8
Coding region: 271-1848 (525 amino acids)
Biological process (GO): nucleoside diphosphate catabolic process
Cellular component (GO): membrane
Molecular function (GO): nucleoside diphosphate phosphatase activity
Source: RefSeq, a predicted model, not a curated record
CCGACAAUCCAACGAAUCGUCAUCGUUCUUUUCAAAUAUUGUAAAAAAACAAGAAAGGAAAGAAAGAAGAGGCAAAAGAAAAAGAAAGAAAUUACACAAGCACGCGGAGGGAGGGAAAGGGCUCAAAUUUUAUCAAAAGCCCUCUUAAUCUCUUCGUGAAAAAAUAAAAUAUCCCGAAUUUAAGAAAUUUGUGAAACCAUAUGAUUAUUAAUUUUUUGAUUCGUUAUUGUAUUUAUUAUUGUCAUAUGGUUCACAAAUCUUUAAUUUUUCAUGCGCCGAUCCAUUGCCCGCUCGGUGAAUCGUAGAUUUGAAACCAAAAUGGAUACGGUCAAGCUCCAGUUACGAUCGAACCGACCUGUUUUUCGAAGCUCCUACAGCAAACAAUCAAACCCCAGAUCAAGAAUUUUGCUAUACACUUCAAUUUCCAUAGCCAUCAUAUUGUUUUGCUACAUAUUGUUUUUUCCAAACAAAACUAGGCUACAUACAAAAUACAGGGUGGUGAUUGAUGGGGGGAGCACUGGGACGAGGGUUCACGUGUUUAAGUACGAGGUCAGGAGUGGGAAUUUGGUGCUUGAUUUCACGGAGAAAGGGUUAGUAUCGAUGAAGGUGAAUCCGGGGUUGUCAGCCUAUGCGGAGAAGCCCGAAAUGGCAGGGGCCGCAGUAGCAGAACUGGUGGAGUUUGCAAAGAAGAAUGUGCCUAGGGAGGAUCGGGGAGAGGCUGAGAUUCGGUUAAUGGCGACUGCCGGGAUGAGAUUGUUGAAGAAAGAGGAUCAAGAGAAGAUCUUGGAUGUAUGCCGUAGAGUUUUGAGGGGGUCGGGUUUUAGCUUCCAUGAUGAUUGGGCAACAGUCAUUUCAGGCUCUGAUGAAGGUUUAUAUGCUUGGGUUGUCGCAAAUUAUGCUCUUGGAACACUUGGAGGUGAUCCUGCAAAAACAACUGGGAUUAUUGAACUUGGUGGUGCUUCUGCUCAGGUUACCUUUUUCUCAAAUGAGCCAAUCCCUCCUGAGUACUCUCGAAAAGUGAAAUUUGGUAAUUUCACUUACAUCCUCUACAGUUACAGCUUUCUUCAGUUUGGACAGAAUGUCGCACGUGAAUUACUGAAUGAAUCACUUGUUUCGAGAGGCCAAGAGAUGGGUAUCGAAUCUCUUCAGCACGUGAAACCUAUUGAUCCUUGUACUCCUCGAGGGUACUUACACGACAAUGGGACAUGGAAACUUUCUCCAAAUGGUAAUUUCUCUGAGUGCAGAUCUGCCUCAUUAAAGUUGUUGCAGAGAGGGAAAGAUAGCUGCUCUUAUCAAAACUGCUUCAUAGGAUCGACAUUUUUGCCCAAGCUCCAAGGAAAUUUUUUGGCGACAGAAAAUUUCUUCUACACUUUGAAGUUCUUUGACUUGGCCCCGAGAGCCUUUCUUUCUGAUCUCUUGGUUGCUGGACAACAAUUUUGUGAAGAGGAUUGGUCAAAAUUGAAGAAGAAAUACCAGUCUCUCGAGGAAGAGGAUUUGCGUCGCUAUUGCUUCUCUUCUGCAUACAUUGUGGCCCUACUGCAUGACAGUCUUGGAUUUGCUUUGGAUGAUGAGAGAGUUGGAUACGCUAAUCAAGUACAGAAUAUCCCCCUCGACUGGGCAUUGGGAGCUUUCAUCUUGCAGAGCACAGCGAAGUUGGAUUUGCAGCCUUUUGACUGGAUUCCCUUUGUACUAAGUGGGAACUCUUCAGCAUUGCUGCUUAUAUUCGGAAUUCUCCUUGUGUGGAUUGCUGCAUGGUUUCUGUCAAAGUGGAGAAAUCCUCAGUUGAAGACUAUUUACGAUCUCGAGAAAGGAAAGUAUAUAGUUACACGGGUCAAUAGGUACUCGUAGCCUUUUGGGAGAACACGAGUCUAUCCUGUAUUUGUGGAUUGAAGGGAGACUGCCGAGUAGUAUUCAAAUGUAUUUAUGGUGCUGCUAUUCAAUACUGUGUAGGAAACAUACACUAAGUGAUACAUGGCCAUUCGGCGUGGAUAUAAAUUCUAGCUUCAUACAGUACGAGCAUAUUAUACAAUACGGAAGAAUACUUAUAUAA